Molecule: messenger RNA, 798 nt
Organism: Asparagus officinalis (garden asparagus)
Lineage: Eukaryota; Viridiplantae; Streptophyta; Magnoliopsida; Asparagales; Asparagaceae
Exons: 2
Coding region: 1-798 (265 amino acids)
Source: RefSeq, a predicted model, not a curated record
AUGGUUGAGAAGCCCAUCGAUGAUAUUCUUGUCUCUGGACUUUUGCAUCAUCGCAGAGUCAUAAAUCAGCCCAAAACACUUCAUUUUGUUGGGGGAGAUUUUAAUGCCAUUACUAAUGGAGAUGAAAGGUUGGGAGGUGCACCAGUUACAGGAGCUGACACUGAAGAUUUUCAGCAAUUUAUUUCCUCUAGUCAACUAGUGCAUAUCAAGACCACUGGGUGCUUCUAUACAUGGAACAACAAACAAGAAGCUGAAAGUAGAAUCUGGAGUAGAUUAGAUAGAGUUUUGAUCAAUGAGUUAUGGAUCAUGCAAUAUACAUCAAGUCAGGCAGAUUUUUUACAACCAGUCUGUUCUGAUCAUUCCCCAGCUCUUCUUACAGUUGGAGAUGAUGAUUUUCAGGGCAAGAAGCCAUUCAAAUUCUAUAAAAUGUGGACUAAGCACACUGAAUACCUCCCUUUAGUCAGAUCUAUUUGGCAGCAGGAAGUGCAAGGUUAUUAUAUGUACAAACUGUCCUUCAAGAUGAAAAUGCUCAAACCUGCACUCAAAGAAUUAAAUAGAAGACAUUUCAUGAAUAUCAGUGAACAGGUAUUAAGAGCCAAACAGGAGCUAACUGAUAUUCAAAAUAGGAUCAGCACUGAUCUAUUCAACUCUCACCUCAUCUCCAAAGAAAAAGAUUGCUUAAAGAAAUAUACCAAUCUGCUUCAAUGUGAAGAAUCUUUUUAUAGACAGAAAGCAAGCAUUAAAUGGGCUAUUCAAGGAGACAAAUCCUCUCACUUCUUCCAUUCAGCCAUGAAAUAG